AGGCCUAACUAUUGGCGCCGUAAAUCAGUCGAGUCUUGGAUUUAGUAGAGUGUAGAGUGUAGCCUGUGUUUUAACAAGCAUCUAGGGACACCUACAGCGCACGCAGACUAAACGGCGUUUAUAUCUCCUUGAAGUUGUAAUAUUAGAAGAUAAACUCAAGUUUAACUCUGUAGCCAGCUAUAGGAAUAUUACGCAGGACAAUAACUGCUUAUAUAGAAGAUCUUCGCACUCAGAUUAAAUUCAAGCAUUGAAGAUGCCUAUAGAAAGAAAAGGAAUUAGGGCUUUGCAGAUUUGGUGCAGACGAGUAACCGAUGGAUACGAAAAUGUGAAUAUUCUUGACAUGUCGUCUUCCUGGAGAGAUGGUUUAGGAUUCUGUGCACUUAUUCAUCAUUUCAGACCCACACUCAUAGAUUUUCCAAGUUUAAAGGCUGAAAACAUAUUUGAGAAUAAUAAUCUUGCAUUCACUGUAGCUGAAGAGCAUUUGGGUAUUCCAGCUCUUUUAGACCCACAGGAUAUGGUUGAAUGUGAGGAACCGGACAGGUUUUCAAUUGUUACCUACGUCUCCCAGUUCUAUCACUUACUGAAGAACGAGGAUAACUCUUGUCUCUCUCCGUCCUUGUCCCGGCUCCGUAUCUCUGGAGUAUCAGAGUCCGAAUCUGAUUCUCUCUGCUCCUCUGCGGAGUCUACGCCUUUGGGAACGCCGCGAACUGUUCCCCGAAGCGUGUUCUCCACGGACAAUCCCCUUCUCAGGAACAACAAGUUCUCACCUGACCUCAGCGUCACCCUGACUGAGAGUACGCAUCUGAAAUCCAGUGCUGGCAUUACAAUAAGUUCUGUUUGUCAGGAUUUGACAAGACAGUUGUAUAUACACCAAGAAAAAGAAACAUAAUCAAACAGCAGCUAAUAAACUUCUUAGAUAGAUAGCACAAAACAUCAUUGUUUAUCUAAAUGUUUUUUCCCCUUUAUUAAAUCUAUACAAUAUUUAAAAUCUCAUGUA
Molecule: messenger RNA, 997 nt
Organism: Eurytemora carolleeae
Lineage: Eukaryota; Metazoa; Arthropoda; Copepoda; Calanoida; Temoridae
Product: MICAL-like protein 2
Exons: 10
Coding region: 254-889 (211 amino acids)
Molecular function (GO): protein binding
Source: RefSeq, a predicted model, not a curated record